AUGCCUGGUUCCACCAUUUCGAUCUCUCCUGCACGCACUGUUUCGCUCUCUCCCUCCCGCGAAGACCGAGGCGACACUAACGUCGAGAUUCAAUUUAGGAGAAACAUCACCAUCAACAACUCGACUGGUGCUGAGCACCACUACACCUUCACCGACGAAGAGGAAGAUUCCUCGGGCGUCCAGGUCUCGUCUGGCAGCCAGGAGUACACCGACGAGUCAGAGGAAGAGGACGACGAGGAGUGGGACUACAUUGACGAGAUCGAGCCCUCAGACUCGGCCUCACGUCCAGCGCGAGUGAAGCACCACACUGUCACCGCGCCCGCACCUCCCUCCCGACCCCCGCAAGGUGCCCGCCGCAAGUCUGCACGGCACACGCCUGUCCACGAAGACGCGCGCCACAGGUCCCGCAGCAGGCACAACCUAGAACACGAGGCGAGGCCGCGACGGCGAAGGCCUCAAUCCGUACAUUCGGAAAGUCUGGACAGCCACGACGACUACCCCUAUGGCCCUCCACGGCCGGGGCCCUCUCCGCAUCACCCUCACGACCAGUGGGCGCACGUUCCUCAGCAACCUACCCCAAGUGGCUAUGCCCCCAGUAUGAUGUCCGACCCGCGUUACAACCCCUUCCAGGGCGGUCCAUCAGGACCGCCUUCCGCGCCUGAUCAGCUGGUGCCUUUUGGAGGACGUCCCGAUCAGUAUGGAUACAAUGCGAACCCAUUUGCGCCAGGAGGUGGAGGCCCCAAUCCUUUCGCCUCACCUCACGCUGGCGCGGGAGCCAAUGGCUACUUUGAGGGCCAUGGACACGCAGCUCACGGAGGCAGACGAGGCCACCGCAACUCUAUGCCUCCGCCUGGCCCCAACGAGAUGGGCGCAAUGAUGCCGUACGGCUAUGGCGGCCAACAAGGAUACUACCCUCCCUACGGCAUGCCUCCUUACGGUGCGCCUGGUGGCAUGCCAGGCAUGCCCGGCAUGCACCCCAUGUAUCCGCCACACCCGCCUCGUGAUUACAGUCCUCCGCACCACCGAUCUCGGUCAGGAAAGUCUACCCCCGCGCACCACGACGAACACCCACAGGCCCCGCCUCCACCACCAUCCGCUCCUCCACCGCCCCAGGCUGUUGCGGUGAUGCCUCCCCCUCCUCCUCAAGCUUUCAUGCCACCACCUCCGGACCCCCAAGAGAACCAUGUGCUCAGCAAACUCGAGAUGAUCUUGCUUGGCAAGCAGGAGAUGGAGGAGAAGAAAGCCGAAGAUUUGAAGUUCUCUCGCCUGGAGCAAUUGCUCAUCGAACAACAGCAAGCACGCAUCGAUAAGGAGGCAGCUAAGCGGAAGGCCGCCGAGGAAGCUGCUGCUGCUGCUGCUGCGGCCAAGUUGAAGGGCGACGAGGACAAGCUUGAGAAACUCGAGAAGCUUAUCCUUGCGCAGAAGGAGGAGCAGCUGAAGCGCGAUGAAGCCAUUGAAGCAGCCCGCAAAGCCGCUAAGGAGGAAGCGGAUGCAAAGAUGGCGAAGGAAGCCGCUGACGCGGCAGCCUCAGCCGAGGCGGCAAAGAAGUUAUUGGAGGCAGCGAAGGCAGCUCGAGAGGAAGCUGAGAAGAAGGCGGCUAAGGAAGCAGAAGACACGAAAGCUGCACACGAGAAAGCACUCGAAGAAGCCAAAAAAGCCCAGGAGGAGCUUGAGAAGGCUAAGAAAGCUGCCGAGGAGGAGGCUGCGAAGUUGAAGCCGUCAGAUGCACCGAAAGCUCCGAUCAAAUUUAAGGAUGCAGUUGGCCGCAAGUUCAGCUUCCCGUGGCACCUUUGCAAGACAUGGAAGGGAAUGGAAGAGUUGAUCAAACAGGCCUUCCUUCAUGUCGACGUGAUUGGUCCCCACGUACACGAGGGCCAUUACGACCUCGUCGGACCGGAUGGCGAAAUCAUUUUGCCACAGCUUGGGAAGCCCAAAAAAUCGAACAAGAAGCGUGAGUCCGCUCACAUUGUCAUUCCUCCACCUCCACCGAUGGUGAUUCCCGAUCUUCCGCCGCCGCCGCCUCCUCCCCCAGGUCCCCCGAUGGCGCCACCAGGUAUAGAGAUCCUACCAAUGAACCCAACGCCCAGCGUUGCCGGAUCACGUCCUCGAGUGAAGAAAGCCGCGCCAUCGGGGUUUAUGAAGUGGGCGGCUGGGGGCGGCGGCUCUGGUCGUUCAUCGUCUGUGAAGAAGGCGAAGAAACCUGCUUAG
This is a messenger RNA of Didymosphaeria variabile, 2208 nucleotides long. RefSeq lists its product as uncharacterized. The transcript has 4 exons. Bases 1 to 2208 code for a protein of 735 amino acids. Lineage: Eukaryota; Fungi; Ascomycota; Dothideomycetes; Pleosporales; Didymosphaeriaceae. The record is from RefSeq and is a predicted model, not a curated record.